AUGCCUGGAGAGCAGCCGAUAUACUUCAACGCAGAUGUCACUGAGGAGGAAUUACAGCAAAGAAUGGAAGCCGCCAAAUCCACUCUCAUGGCAUUUUUCAAGUACAAUUCCGAAAACUCUGAUGGAAGACAAUAUCUUUACCAGGAAUUUCCUGUUCAUUUUACCUACAACCGUCAAAGUCGAUCCUGGAGUCCAAGGAAACGUGGAGUUGUUAUUGGUAGAAUGUACCAUUGCAAUCCAGUGAUGGGGGAGAAAUAUUAUUUACGUCUACUUCUUACAGCUGUUCGUGGUGCCAAAUCUUUUGAGCACUUGAGAACAGUUGGUAAUAUCCUUCAUCCCACAUUCAAAGCAGCAUGCAUUGCGCUUGGUCUGUUGGAAGAUGAUCAGGAGUGGAUUCAAUGUUUUACCGAGGCUAUUGUUUUUUCGAGUGGAUCGUCUCUACGAACCCUAUUUGCAACGGCACUGUUAUUUGGGGAUGUAACUGACCCUCUCACACUCUGGACUCAAUUCGGAAUCAAAAUAUGUGACGAUCUCCCUAACGCAUUACGGAACAAUGAGUCACUUCUGUUUCCUGAAAACAUGGAAAAUCCACACCUCGAUUACGGCCUGUAUUUGAUCUCACAAAUACUUGCUGACUCUGGCAAAACCUUAACGGACUUUAGCAUUCCUCCCAACACUAAUGAUUGGGGAUUCACAAAUGGAAAUGAGAUGAUUGCAGCUGAACUCCGAUAUGACAAUCAAGCGGAAGCUCAUUCAUAUGAAACCGGAGUUGGACAAUUGAAUGCGGAUCAAUUGAACUGUUUCAACACCAUCAUCCAAGGAGUCGAAAACCCAGCAAAUGCGCAUUUCUUUCUACAAGGACCAGCCGGGACCGGGAAAACCUUCCUCUAUAAGGUUUUAUGCAACUAUUUCAGAGCACAAAAUAAGAUUGUUCUUUGCGUCGCAUCUUCUGGAAUUGCAGCACAAUUACUUCCAGGGGGAAGAACAUCUCAUUCACGAUUCAAGAUCCCAAUUGUUAUCAACGAGUCCUCAACCUGUUCUAUCGACAAAAACACUCUCCUGGCUGGAUUACUCCGUCGAACCGCGCUUAUCAUCUGGGAUGAAGUUCCAAUGCAACAUAAAUAUUGCUUUGAGGCUGUUAGCAGAACCUUAAAUGAUAUCAAUGAUGCUAAUGAUGGUGCCUUAUUUGGAAAUAUCCCGGUUGUGUUGGGUGGGGAUUACGUGCAGAUACUUCCUGUUGUGAGGCGGGGGAACAGGGGACCUAUUGUUGCAGCUUGCCUUCAAAGUUCUAUUUUAUGGCACAACUUCAAAUUACUUUCUCUCAAAGUUAAUAUGAGGGUAAGAGUUGGAAUCGCAAACAGACAAUUUGCCGAAUGGCUUGCAGAAAUGUCAUACAAUCAACAAUGGAACGGUACAAUUAUUCUCCCACCAUUCAUCAAGAUUUCGACCAUAGUUGAAGACCUCUGCCGACAUGUUUUCCCACUCGAGAUUGUUAGCAGAGCACAUUUGGAUCCUACGGUUUUUUCAAGGCGUGCUAUCCUGGCAAUGAGGAAUGAUACAGUUGCCGAUUUCAAUGAAAUAGUACUCCAACAGAUAUCAGGGGAGAUCGAAACAUACUUUGCCAUUGAUACCGCGGAAUUCAGCAAUUCAGAAGAGAGUGUGGAUGAAUUACCGGCAGAAUACCUCCAGAAUCUUAAUCCCGCAUCUCUUCCGCCUUCACAACUCAAAUUGAAGAUUGGAGCACCUAUUCUUCUAUUACGGAAUCUUUAUCCAAAGCAGGGGUUGUGUAAUGGUACCAGAUUGACGGUUACCAGGCUGGGACGGAGAUGCAUCGAAGCACGCAUAUUGGGUGGAGAUUUUGAUGGACAGAUUAAGAUUAUACCAAGGAUCAAACUUUCAACAUCGGAGGGGGAUCUACCAUUUAUUUUAACCAGAAAGCAGCUUCCAAUUCGGCUCUGCUUUGCCAUGACGGUAAAUAAAGCGCAAGGACAGUCAUUGGAUGUAGUUGGUGUUGAUUUGCGUAUGCCAUCAUUCUCACAUGGCCAGCUGUAUGUGGCACUUUCUCGGGUCACUGAUGUAGAUGGAUUGAACGUUUUACAGUGCUAG
This is a messenger RNA of Morchella sextelata, 2106 nucleotides long. RefSeq lists its product as uncharacterized. Lineage: Eukaryota; Fungi; Ascomycota; Pezizomycetes; Pezizales; Morchellaceae. The record is from RefSeq and is a predicted model, not a curated record. The coding region runs from base 1 to 2106 and encodes 701 amino acids. Gene Ontology annotation, molecular function: DNA helicase activity. Gene Ontology annotation, biological process: DNA repair; telomere maintenance. The transcript has a single exon.